This is a messenger RNA of Aspergillus thermomutatus, 1053 nucleotides long. RefSeq lists its product as uncharacterized. The transcript is spliced from 3 exons. Bases 1 to 1053 code for a protein of 350 amino acids. The record is from RefSeq and is a predicted model, not a curated record. Lineage: Eukaryota; Fungi; Ascomycota; Eurotiomycetes; Eurotiales; Aspergillaceae.
AUGGCGGCCCCGAUUCAGCGCUGUCCAUCAGUAUUGUUUCCGCGACUGCCAGCAAAUGGAUUCGACCCGCUCUGGAUUGAGGGCAAUUACUCUGGGGAAAUACCGGAAGAAAUCGCUGAAUACCUCGGGUCCGAGGAGAGCAAUAAAUCCACCCAGAUGAUCGGCUCGAAUAGAAGCAUUUUCUGGCUAUUCGGACUAAACGACCUGGUAAAGGUUAUCGAUGAUCCGGCUUGUCUCAUAGAAGAUGAAGUGGUCCUUGUCCCUCAAGGCACACACCCGGUAGGCUUCUUGCUGAACCGGUACGUGGAAGAGCGGAAGAUUCCCGGGUAUAUAUUCAAGAGGUACGAGAGGUACUUCACGGUCUGUCCACCAUUAUUCUCGCCUACAGCUGUUGCUUUGCCGCUGGGUGAUACACCUUCUCAAGUCACGGACGGCAUCACUCACCACAGGAUUCCCGAGCUGUAUCCCCUUUGUCGCCCACAAACAUUACCGGAGACAGUCCUAUGCUUAAAGAUGAAACGUCAUAAAAGUACAGAAAAAUUAGAAGCCCAGUUGAGAAAUCAGUUACGGGAUACCCUAGAUCUGGGAAGCGGCGCGUUUCUCUUCAGGGGGUUGUCACGUCAAGCUGCGUGCUUAACGAUGACUUUCUUUUUACCUGUGAUGUCGAGUACUAAUUUCGAUAAUGAAUUCGGCCCCGGAAUCUAUGCCACCAAGGAUCUCAGCACCGCGCUCGAUUACGCUGGAUUAAACGGAGCUGUGAUGGUGUUCAAGUACACUGACUACCAAGACCUUUCAGUCUGGAACCCGGAUAAAGAACAGUGGAAGAUUUUGACAGCAUCUUGGCUGCAGAUCCCCUUAACAGAUCUCCAAAUGCCUGAUGAGCAAAAGGAAGCGGACGUGAUACAGGGACCAUUGUCGGCCGAUCCAUCCAUGGCCAAGAAGCAGAAACGGUUUCUCAACCAGGGAGACAAAAUUCAGAUUGCAUGUGUUAGUUAUGAGAGCUGUAAGCGACUUGCUGCUUCGUUGAUUGCUAUAAUAUAUCUUACAAGUUAG